Limulus polyphemus (Atlantic horseshoe crab) is the source of this 630-nucleotide messenger RNA. RefSeq names its product uridine phosphorylase 2-like. The coding region runs from base 46 to 552 and encodes 168 amino acids. Gene Ontology annotation, molecular function: uridine phosphorylase activity. The transcript is spliced from 4 exons. The record is from RefSeq and is a predicted model, not a curated record. NCBI's taxonomy places the organism in Eukaryota, Metazoa, Arthropoda, Merostomata, Xiphosura, Limulidae. Gene Ontology annotation, cellular component: cytosol. Gene Ontology annotation, biological process: uridine catabolic process.
UAACACACUGUUAAAAAUUGAAUUUGUUCUUCUUUACAGCAUGGCAUGGGAAUUCCAUCGUUGUCCAUAAUGUUGCACGAGGUCAUCAAACUGAUGUAUCACGCAAGAUGUAAAGAUGUUAUUUUCAUUCGUCUUGGAACUUGUGGUGGAAUAGGAUAUCCUGGCGGAACACUUGUCAUUACAGAGGGCGCUGUUGACGGUUUAUUGCGUCCUUACCUGGAACUGCACGUGCUGGGAGAGGUAGUACAACGACCAGCUGUGCUGGACAAGAAACUGGCCAAAGAACUGAAAGCUGUUGGAGAAGAACAACUUCCCGACUACAAUAUCGUGAUGGGAAAGACCAUGUGUACCUACGACUUCUAUGAAGGGCAAGGUCGACUAGACGGAGCAUUCUGUGAAUAUAAAGAAGAAGAUAAAAUGAAACAUCUAGAAUAUUUAAGAACGCAGGGUGUCACAAACAUCGAAAUGGAGUCUCUAGCUUUCGCAGCAAUGUGCAACUAUUCUGGAAUUAAAGGUUUGUUGUAUUAUGAUGUGCAACUAUUCUGGAAUUAAAGGUUUGUUGUAUUAUGAUGUGCAACUAUUCUGGAAUUAAAGGUUUGUUGUAUUAUGAUGUGCAACUAUUCUGGAAUU